GUUCGUAACGGACACAAGUUGGUGUGUGUUAUAAGCCAAGUAAUGUUUACAUUUCUCCCUGUGAACGUUGCAUUCAAUUGUCUCGUCGUUUUAUGUGUUGGAGUAAUGAUGUGUUAUCGUGAUGUAUUAUCUCUGAUCAAAAACGGCUCUCCACUGACAGUGUACGUACUAGUAUAGCCGAUCUUUGACGUGUAUAAUGACUGGUUCUUUGUUGACUCGCAUUAAUGCAGAUAUACGAAAAAGAUUGAGCAAGUACAAAUUGUGAAAACGGAUUUAUUUUACACGUUGGUUCUGACUUGAGAAUACUUCUUUAGGAACUUUGCAAAGCCUUGUGGAUAUGUAUAGUGUAUAAUGGCUCUCACAUUCAUUCUUGACCACAAAACAUCAAUCUUAGACUGAAUAUCCCUCGUCUGGCUGCAUUGUUUAUCAACAAAACCCGAUUUUAUGUAAGCGGUGUGACGUCAUAAAAAAUCGCCAUGACCCAACGUCAUUCGUGUUGCGCAAGAGUCGCCCUUGGUUUCGUGGUGGUCGUUGUUCUACUCCAGUGCAUCGCUGUUGUCACGCCGUUCUGGGUUUAUGUGUUUGAAGGGUCCUAUCAGGGCUACUUUGGACUGUGGCAGACAUGUUAUGAGGGUUCAACAGAUGAUCAAUAUAUCUGCAUGGAUGUCUUCAAGGACAGCCGAUAUAACGCUAUGUGGUUCUACCUGGUACAGGCUUUUACCUCUUCUGGUUUAGUUGCGGCACUAGUAACAAUGGCGGUAACUAUUAACCAACACUGUGGCAAUCGGAUCGACGCAUGCGUGACUGGCCUUCUCUCAGUAAUGAGUUACAUCACAUGCGCCAUUGUGAUAACAAGUCUCGUCUUCUUCAUCCGAAACGUGAAUGGAAUCGGUACGAUUUCCGGUCUGACAAUGAACUACGUGCCGUACAUGUCCGCUUCCGUGUAUGCUUCAGGUGGAGCCGUGAUAUUUAGCAUGCUAGCAGGGUCCGUAUUCGUCAUUGUCGCCUACAGUGCCAACAAAGGCACGGAAUUCGAAGAACCGGAGGACGGGAUAAGUACAAGAGAAGGACGGGCGGAUGUCAAAUAG
Messenger RNA from Mizuhopecten yessoensis (Yesso scallop), 1088 nucleotides. RefSeq lists its product as uncharacterized. The transcript has 4 exons. Bases 477 to 1088 code for a protein of 203 amino acids. The record is from RefSeq and is a predicted model, not a curated record. NCBI's taxonomy places the organism in Eukaryota, Metazoa, Mollusca, Bivalvia, Pectinida, Pectinidae.